CAUUCAUAAGGUCUUACCUGUUUUCACUGCUUUCUAAGGCAAAUCUGAAGCAGCAGCAGCAGCAGCACCACCUUGUACAUCCUUUUUAUUUAUACCUAUCAACAUAUCUCUCCUUGUCCUUUUCACUGGAUCUAUCUGUGUUUCUAUCUCUUCUUAAUUCUACCCAACACCAUAUCCACCGUUUCCUCUUGUUCUUUGAAUUGUGUGCAAAGCUAGCUAGGUUUUUCUUUUUUUUUGGUUCCACUGGGUUUGUUUGUUGCUUCUCCUACAAGAUCUUAUCCCACCCCAGCUUAGGAACUAAGCUGAACAAAAAAUUUAUCUUUAAAAAAAAAAGUGAAAAUUCUCAGAAUUUUUCCUUCGGAGAUAAAGCAACCAAUCUUUUUGAUAAUGAUUCCCCUGCUUCUUAUAUCCUUAUGACUUUUUAUCUUUUAACAGUGACACAGUGAGUGACCCAGAUAAGCAUAUACAUAUAUAGAAUAGAUUCAAUAGAAAUAAUGGAUUCAAAUAUUCAUCAAGGUUAUCAACUCCAACAACAACAACAACAACAACAACAACAACAUAACCAACCCAAUUCUGGGUUGCUUCGUUUUCGUUCUGCACCAAGUUCACUUCUUGCAAAUCUUACACCUUCUUCUGCUGCUGCUGUUGUCAACAAGGGCAACAACCUCUGGGAGGGUCUUGAAUCAGAGAGAUUGAUUUCGAGAUUUACGAGUUACGGUGGUUCUGAUAGAAGCAACGAUACUUCUGCUUCUUCUAGCUUCCAAGAAAUCGAAGAGAAAAAGCCUUCUCCUAAGGUUUUGAGUCGUAUGAAUUCUCAGCAGCAGGGCUAUGGUGGUGGUGGCUUGCCACCUCACUAUCCAAGGCAUGGUUCUUCUGCUACUUCGAGUUCUGCCUUGGAUGGUUCAUUUGGGUUGGUGGGUUCGUUGGGAAUGGAUCACGAAGCACCCAACAAGAACUUUGGUUCAAAUCUUCUCAGGCAGAGUAGCUCCCCGGCUGGCCUUUUCUCCAACAUUUCCUUUCAAAAUGGGUUUGCCACCUUGAAAGGUGUUGGAAACUACGGUGCAGUGAAUGGCAGUAAUGGUGAACUUAGUCCGUCUAUUAACAGAUUGAAGAAUCAGAUUAGCUUCUCAUCAAAAAGUGCUUCUUCUUUGGGAAUGUUGUCACAGAUUUCUGAAAUAGGAAGUGAGGAUAUUGAAGCAACUAGUCCUGAUGAUGGGAGGCAUGGAGGUAACAAUGGUGAUGCUCAACAGUAUGGCUCUGGCUUCCCCUAUGAUUCUUGGAAUGAUACUCCACAACUCUCAGGAAAUCUCAGUGGCUUAAAAAGAGGGCGAAGUGGUAAUGAAAAGUUAUUUUCUGAUGUUCAGAAUGGAGAGCAAGGAAAUCAAGUUCAUUUACUAUCCCAUCACUUGAGUUUACCAAAAACUUCAGAAGAUAUGAUUGCUAUGGAGAAGUUGCUUCAGUUUCCAGAUUCUGUUCCUUGUAAAAUUAGAGCAAAGCGAGGUUGUGCCACUCAUCCUCGAAGCAUUGCUGAAAGGGUGAGAAGAACCCGGAUCAGUGAGCGAAUGAGAAAAUUACAAGAGCUUGUCCCAAACAUGGACAAGCAAACUAACACAGCAGACAUGUUGGACUUGGCUGUUGAAUACAUUAAAGAUCUUCAGAAACAAUUCAAGAAUCUAAGUGAAAAACGAGCAAACUGCAAAUGUAUAACCAUGCAGAAGGCAGAUACAAAUCAAAUUGCUUAACCACCUUCUUUUACCAGCAAUACAGAAAUUAUGCAAAGAUGGCUAGGAUCGGGUACUUACACACGUUCAUGCUGAAACAUAAAUAGACAGAAAGAAAGGCUAAAUAAGAUGCUAUUAUCUUUAUUGUGACGCAAAAUGUAGCAUGUAGUUCUUCACCACGACAUAAAGGUUCUUUAAGUUAAUGGGGUUUCAAAUUUCAGUUACAGAGUCAAUAAAUCAAAUAGUGUAUUUGUAAUUUUGUAUAGCAGAGAUAUAAUAAAUGUUUUUCUUUUAAAGUUAUGUACUCUUUUUAUUUUUCUAGAAAUGUUAAAGUAGUUAUGUUACAUAGGAUUUUGAUGAGGUCUAUUUGUCGCUUCUUAUUGAAAUAAUGGAGCACAUAUGUAAAAGGAAUGUG
Messenger RNA from Gastrolobium bilobum, 2136 nucleotides. RefSeq names its product transcription factor bHLH130-like. The record is from RefSeq and is a predicted model, not a curated record. Gene Ontology annotation, molecular function: RNA polymerase II cis-regulatory region sequence-specific DNA binding; protein dimerization activity; DNA-binding transcription factor activity, RNA polymerase II-specific. NCBI's taxonomy places the organism in Eukaryota, Viridiplantae, Streptophyta, Magnoliopsida, Fabales, Fabaceae. Gene Ontology annotation, biological process: regulation of transcription by RNA polymerase II. The transcript has 6 exons. Gene Ontology annotation, cellular component: nucleus. Bases 495 to 1742 code for a protein of 415 amino acids.